AACUACCGGGCCAUCAUGGAGAGAAAAGUUCUAGCCCUCCAGGCGAGGAAGAAAAGAGCCAAAGCCAAGAAGUCAAACAAGAAGCCCACUCAUCCUCCACGUGGGGCGUCUCAGCAACAGCCUCAGGCAGACACGCAGCAGCAGGAGCCUGAUGAGGAGAUCCUGGGCUCGGAUGAUGAAGAGCAGGAAGACCCCAACGAUUACUGCAAGGGAGGCUAUCAUCACGUGAAGAUCGGAGACCUUUACAACGGGAAGUACCACGUGAUCCGCAAGUUGGGCUGGGGCCAUUUCUCUACCGUGUGGCUGGCCUGGGAUAUUCAGGAGAAACGUUUUGUGGCGAUGAAGGUGGUGAAAAGCGCUGAGCACUACACUGAGACUGCCCUGGAUGAGAUUAAGCUGUUGAGAUCUGUCAGAAAUUCAGACCCUGACGACCCAAACAGAGAGAUGGUAGUUCAGCUACUGGAUGACUUCAAGAUCUCAGGGAUCAACGGCACUCAUGUAUGCAUGGUGUUUGAGGUUCUGGGGCAUCAUUUGCUGAAGUGGAUUAUCAAGUCAAACUACCAAGGUGUGCCGCUGCCUUGUGUUAAAAGCAUCAUUCGGCAGGUUCUCCAAGGUCUCGACUACCUCCACACCAAGUGCAAAAUCAUCCACACAGACAUCAAGCCUGAGAACAUCCUGAUGAGUGUGAACGAGCCCUACGUGAGGAGGCUGGCGGCCGAGGCCACCGAGUGGCAGAAGGCUGGAGCACCGCCGCCAUCUGGAUCAGCAGUCAGCACAGCACCUGUACCAAAACAAGCGUCAAAAAUGUCCAAGAACAAGAAAAAGAAGCUGAAGAAGAAACAGAAGAGGCAGGCGGAGCUGCUGGAGAAGUGCAUCAUGGACCUUGAGGAGAUGGAGCGUGGACCAGAGGGGGGUGACGAGGAGGACGACGACCCCGAAUCACCCAGAUCACCCACCUGUGCCCCCCUUCGCCAGGCCUCGCUACAGGACAUUGCCACAGAGGACACAACAGACAACGGCCCAGAGAGGCUGGCUGCAAGCCCCACAGACACGGAGGAUCUGAGCUGUAACGGUCACCUUCCAGGCAGCCCAGUCCAGGAGAAAGAAGAGGCAGAAAAGGACGAAAACAAUAGACAAGCCCAGCUGAAAGAAGAGGACCAUCACAACGCUAACACCGGCCAUACGGAGAAGAGCGCAGAGGAAAGCCAGGGGCUAGACCAUAACUCGUACCAGCACUGUAACGGCAUGCAGCCAGAGAGGGCAAACUCUCCAGGCACCGCCAGCCACGGCAGUAACGGGGCAGUCGGCAGCUCACAGCUAGAGGAGGGAGAACUCCAACUGGAUGAGCAGGACAAACUAGAAUGCCUCCCAGAGAUGGGCGUUCAAAGACAAACUUCCAAACCAGAGAGUUUGAGAAAGGCCAAACUAGCAGCAGGAAGUCUGCUGGUCAAUCCCCUGGAUCCGCUAAAUGCUGAGAAGAUCAAGGUCAAAAUCGCUGACCUGGGCAAUGCAUGCUGGGUGCACAAGCACUUUACGGAGGACAUUCAGACACGGCAGUACCGCUCCCUGGAGGUGCUGAUUGGUGCAGGUUACAGCACACCUGCUGACUUAUGGAGCACAGCCUGCAUGGCAUUUGAACUGGCCACGGGGGAUUAUUUGUUUGAGCCCCAUUCUGGCGAAGAUUACUCUAGAGACGAAGACCACAUUGCUUUGAUCAUUGAGCUGCUGGGGAGUGUCCCACGCAAACUCAUAGCAGCAGGAAAGUAUUCCAAGGACUUUUUCACCAAGAAAGGUGAGCUGAAACACAUCACUAAACUGAAGCCGUGGGGCUUACUGGAGGUGCUUGUGGAAAAGUAUGAAUGGCCACGCGACGAAGCCCAAGCCUUUACAGACUUCCUGCUUCCCAUGCUAGAACUCAUCCCAGAGAAACGAGCCACAGCAGCCGAGUGCCUGCGCCACCCCUGGCUCGCCCUCUAGUGGCCA
Molecule: messenger RNA, 1983 nt
Organism: Chanos chanos (milkfish)
Lineage: Eukaryota; Metazoa; Chordata; Actinopteri; Gonorynchiformes; Chanidae
Gene: srpk1a
Product: SRSF protein kinase 1a
Exons: 16
Coding region: 16-1977 (653 amino acids)
Biological process (GO): spliceosomal complex assembly; intracellular signal transduction; peptidyl-serine phosphorylation
Cellular component (GO): nucleus; cytoplasm
Molecular function (GO): protein serine/threonine kinase activity; ATP binding
Source: RefSeq, a predicted model, not a curated record